AUGGAUAAAGCAUUAUUCUCUAUUCUAGUUGAUGAAGCUAGAGAUGUUUCUAUAAAAGAGCAGAUGGCUGUUAUCUUUCGUUAUGUGGAUAAGAAUGGUUGUAUGAUUGAACGUUUCUUUGGCAUUGAACAUGUUGCCAAUACUAUUGCCAUUAUACUUAAAGAAACUAUAGAUGCAUUGCUUUAUAAACAUAGUUUAAGCAUAUCAAGUUUACGUGGUCAGGGUUUCUACAGAGCCAGUAAUAUGAGUGGGGAACUUAAUGGCUUAAAGACACUUAUUUUGAAGGAGAAUUCCUCUGCUUUCUAUGUCCUUUGUUUUGCACAUCAACUUCAGUUAGCUUUGGUGGUUGUAGCAAAGAAACAUAGCAUUGUAGGUGCUUUCCUCAGAUCAUUUGGUCAUGUUGUAAAUAUUGUUGGUGCAUCUUCUAAAUGGCAUGACAUUCUUCGAGAAAAGAAGUCUCUCAAAGUUGUUCAAGAAUUGAAAGUUGGAGAACUUUCAAGUGGAAAAGGCUUAAAUCAAGAAAUUGAGAUUAAGCGUUCAGCCGAUACACAUUGGAGCUCACAUUAUGGUACGCUCAUAAACUUUACUGCCAUGUUCUCUCCCAUAAUUGAUGUGUUAGAUGAAAUUGCAUUUGACAAAGUAGGUUCUGAUCAGAAACAUGAUGCAUUUAUUUCAUUGAGGUUAUUGCAAUCUUUUGAUUUCAUAUUUAGUCUGCACUUGAUGAGGAUUAUACUUGGAAUUAGUCAUGAGUUGUCACAUGUCUUGCAAAAAGAUGAUCAAGAUAUAGUAAAUCCAAUGGAUUUAGUGAAAAUUUGCAAAAGAAAAUUGCAAGAUAUGAGGGAUAAUGGAUGGGAUUCUUUCCUAGAGCAAGUUGUUGUCUUUUGUGACAAGGAAAACAUUAUGGUUCCCAACAUGAGUGAUCAGCAUCUAUAUCUCCAACUUCAAGAGCUAAACAAUCGUUUCAAUGAGGUUAAUACUAAGCUAUUCCUUUGUUUGGCAUGUUUAAGUCCGAAUCAUUCAUUUUCUGAUUUCAACAAGCAAUGUUUGAUGCUUCUUGCUCAAUUUUAUCCGGAUGAUUUUCUACAUCAGAAACUUGUCAAGACAGGAAAGCACACGACAUAUCCAUUUGUCUAUCUACUCAUAACCUUGGCACUAAUACUUCUAGUUGCAACUGCAACAGUUGAAAGAGCAUUCUCUACCAUGAACAUCAUAAAAAAUCGAAUGUGA
Messenger RNA from Rosa chinensis, 1227 nucleotides. RefSeq lists its product as uncharacterized. Lineage: Eukaryota; Viridiplantae; Streptophyta; Magnoliopsida; Rosales; Rosaceae. The transcript is spliced from 3 exons. Bases 1 to 1227 code for a protein of 408 amino acids. The record is from RefSeq and is a predicted model, not a curated record.